ACUCUGCGCGCCGCGGGGCUGCGCAGGAGGAGCGCUCGCCGGCCACCUCGCCCCGCGCCCGCGGCGACACCUGUUCGCGGCCGCCGGCGGCACGCGGGUCCCGCCGCGGCGCCCCUCGCUCCCGCCGCCGCCCGCCGCCCGCGCUAAGCCAAUGGACGCCUGCCGAGCCCCUGGAGAAUUCUGGAUACCAGCUUUGGACGCCUAAAGUUUUUCCUUCUUUUUGUUUUAUUAUCAUUAUUCUCAUUUUUGGAGGGGGACCGGGGGACAGAUUUGUCGCCGCCACCAACGUGAGCUUUUUUUUUUUCCCCUCUGGAAGGAUUCCUGCUGAUGUCUGCAGAGUCGGUUAGAGUAAAAACGGCGCAUGCCUUCCUGGAGUCAGGAUCCGUAAAUUCUGACGUAGCCCGUGCAUCUUAAAAAUCCCUAUAAUAACGCCUAGGCAUUUAAGUUGCUAUGGUCAUUCUGAUCUCAAACCAAAUGGAGAAACUACGGAUUUUUUUCCUUAUUACGGUCGGAUGGAAUGAAGACCUUCCUGCCUGCUGAGAGCUGGGGAUCUGUCUGUAGAGAUGCAUAGAUGCGUUUAUCAAUAUGUCAGUGUGUGAGUAGAAAGUGGUGGUUUCUUAGACUAUCCGUGGUUUGACCUUGAACCUGUGCCAGUGAAACAGCAGAUUACUUUUAUUUAUGCAUUUAAUGGAUUGAAGAAAAGGACCUUUUUUUUCUCUCUCUGCAACUGCAGUAAGGGAGGGGAGUUGGAUAUACCUCGCCUAAUAUCUCCUGGGUUGGCACCAUCAUUAUUGUUUAUCGCUGUGCUCCAAAAGCCGAGGCUUCUGAUGGCUCCCCUAGGUGAAGUUGGGAACUAUUUCGGUGUGCAGGAUGCAGUACCGUUUGGGAAUGUGCCCGUGUUGCCGGUGGACAGCCCGGUUUUGUUAAGUGACCACCUGAGUCAGUCCGAAGCAGGGGGGCUUCCCAGGGGACCCGCAGUCACGGACUUGGAUCAUUUAAAGGGGAUUCUCAGGCGGAGGCAGCUGUACUGCAGGACUGGAUUUCACUUAGAAAUCUUCCCCAAUGGUACUAUCCAGGGAACCAGGAAAGACCACAGCCGAUUUGGCAUCCUGGAAUUCAUCAGUAUAGCCGUGGGCUUGGUCAGCAUUCGGGGCGUGGACAGCGGACUCUACCUGGGCAUGAACGAGAAGGGGGAGCUGUACGGAUCCGAAAAACUAACCCAAGAGUGUGUAUUCAGAGAACAGUUUGAAGAAAACUGGUAUAACACGUACUCCUCGAAUCUGUACAAACACGUGGACACUGGAAGGCGGUUCUAUGUGGCGUUAAACAAGGACGGGACCCCCAGAGAAGGAACGAGGACUAAACGGCACCAGAAAUUCACACAUUUUUUACCCAGACCAGUGGACCCCGACAAAGUCCCCGAACUAUAUAAGGAUAUUCUAAGCCAAAGUUGACAAAGACUCUUUCUUCACUUGAGCCCUUAAAAAAGUAACCACUA
Phacochoerus africanus (Common warthog) is the source of this 1498-nucleotide messenger RNA. RefSeq names its product fibroblast growth factor 9 (gene FGF9). The record is from RefSeq and is a predicted model, not a curated record. Gene Ontology annotation, molecular function: growth factor activity; fibroblast growth factor receptor binding. NCBI's taxonomy places the organism in Eukaryota, Metazoa, Chordata, Mammalia, Artiodactyla, Suidae. The coding region runs from base 828 to 1454 and encodes 208 amino acids. Gene Ontology annotation, biological process: positive regulation of gene expression; animal organ morphogenesis; regulation of cell migration. The transcript has 3 exons. Gene Ontology annotation, cellular component: cytoplasm.